AUGGCCGAGAUAUACCGUGGAUCAACAUUCGCUCCCGUCAACAUUGCCGUUAUCAAGUACUGGGGUAAACGCGACGUGAAGUUGAAUCUGCCCACCAACGGCUCCAUCUCCGUCACUCUGUCACAGGACGAUCUGCGAACGCAUACUACCGCCUCAUGCUCUACAGACUACACGAAGGACGCCCUGAUCCUGAAUGAUGAGGAUCAGGACAUCUCCAGCGCCAGAACGCAGGCAUGUCUCGCCGAACUUCGCAAGCUACGCUCGGAUCUUGAGUCCCAAGACCCUUCCCUCCCGAAGCUUUCCUCUAUGCACCUCAAGAUUGUGAGCAAGAACAACUUUCCUACUGCAGCGGGCUUGGCGUCCAGCGCCGCGGGUUUCGCUGCGUUGGUGGUUGCGAUUGCGAGGCUGUACGCUCUGGACACCGUGAUGAGCAUGUCGAAUCUGUCCAGGAUUGCAAGACAGGGCAGUGGGAGUGCAUGCAGAAGUGUGCUCGGAGGAUAUGUGGGAUGGCAUAAGGGAGAAAAAGAGGAUGGGAGUGACAGUGUGGCAUACGAGGUCGCGAGUGCUAGCCACUGGCCGGAGAUGAGGGCUGUGAUAUUGGUUGCCAGUGACAAAAAGAAGGUAUGCAAUACUCCGCAUCUAGCGCCGGACCAACAUCACGAGAGACUUUACAUUUCACGGGUUCGAGAGAAGAACACGUCAUACUAACAUUCGGCACUCCAGGACGUUUCAUCCACAGCUGGAAUGCAGCAGACGGUUGCCUCUUCGACAUUAUUUCAACACCGCAUCGCCGAUGUGGUGCCAAAGCGCAUGAAGGCAAUGGAGAAGGCAAUUCACGCCCGCGACUUCGAAGCCUUUGCAACCCUCACGACGAAGGACUCGAACAAUUUCCACGCAUGUUGCCUGGAUACUCAACCUCCCAUCUUCUACAUGAACGACACGAGCAGAGCUGCCGUGAGAAUAUGCGAGGCAAUCAACGCGACUCAGGAGGACAAAUCGGUGUGCGCGUACACUUUCGAUGCAGGCCCGAAUGCCGUUGUGUACUACCUCGCAGAGAACGAGCAUUUGGUUGCUGGUACUUUCAAGACCAUAUUGGGCAAUGUCACAGGUACGCUAUCCAUUUGCUGGUCAUCAAAGCGUGUUCUUGUCCUUGAACGGCACCUAACAAUGAUCACUAGGCUGGGAGGGCCCUCGUGGCUCUGCAAUCAACACCAACGCUUCGUCUGGGCUGCCGGCUGGAUCGGAGACCGCCGCAGAACUCUUGAAGAAGGGCGUCUCCCGGGUGAUUCUCACCAGCGUCGGCGACGGCCCGAGAAAGACAGACGAGCAUCUUGUUUAG
Molecule: messenger RNA, 1339 nt
Organism: Lecanosticta acicola
Lineage: Eukaryota; Fungi; Ascomycota; Dothideomycetes; Mycosphaerellales; Mycosphaerellaceae
Source: the annotation of a GenBank genome assembly